AUGUUGCAACUACUCGUGUUUGUCACCUUCAUUGGUGCUACAUUAGCUAGCUACGGGGCGAAUCUGAACUACCGCUCUCCUUCUCUUCAUCACCCUGCUCUAGGGAUCUCGGUGCGGAAGGUCGUGAAGCGACAUGUUGAGAGACAAGCUUCGCCAGCCUCCCAGCUCAACUUCACCCACGGAGUUGCUUCUGGUGACCCAUACCCAAACAGCGUGAUUCUGUGGACACGAUGUGCUCCUAGCUCGGACGACGUCAAGAGUAAUAGCUCUACCAGCGGUGUCGUGCCGCUGUACAAUCCUGUCCCGAUCUACAACGAUACCGAUGAGGGAAAGCCGCCGUCCACCUCUCCCGUCUGCCUGACCUGGAAGAUUGCGAGUGACAAGGCGUUAUCAUCUGUGGUCGAUCAGGGAACCGUAUACACGAGCUCAGACGUCGACUACACUGUGAAAGUCGAGGCUUCAAACCUGCAGCCUUUCACCCAAUACUACUAUCAAUUCACCAUCUGCAACAGCAGCGUUUCUAGCAUGGUCGGCAGAACCAAGACUACGCCCAUGGCUGCUGACAAUGUGACUGGAGUUAACCUGGCCGUCUACUCCUGCAGCAAUUUCCCCUUCGGUUUCUUCAACGCAUACGGUAACCCUGUCCGCAAAGAUUCUGUAGACUAUGUUCUCCACCUCGGCGACUAUAUCUACGAGUAUGCCAACGGUGAGUAUGGUUGGGGUCAGACCAUUGGCCGUGUCCCCUUACCGGAUAGACAGAUAUUUACUCUCUACGAUUACCGCAAGCGUCAUGCUACCUACAAGACUGAUCUGGAUCUGAUUGCCAGUCACGCGAACUUCCCCUGGAUCGCCGUCUGGGAUGACCACGAGGUGGCCGACAAUACCUACCGUGAUGGCUCCUCGGAGCUCAACAACACCGAAGCGUCCUUUAUUGAAGAUGGAGGCGUCUCUGUGGAUCAAAGAAAGAUGAACGCUGUUCGAGCAUAUUUUGAAUGGAUGCCUAUCAGACAAGUCGAGAUGGGUGAUGAUCUUCGAAUUUGGCGGUCGUUUUCCAUUGGCAACCUCUUCGACCUCAUCAUGCUCGAUACUCGCCAGUAUGACCGCUCCAUAACCGACCUGUAUUGGAACACAGACUAUGUCCACGAAAUAUCCAACGAUGCCGGUCGCUCCAUGAUGGGAUCUCGCCAGGAAAAUUGGUUCUACCAAUCCCUUAUCAACUCAAAGAACCGUGGUGCCACGUGGCGCGUUAUUGGAUCCCAGACCGUCUUCAGUCGUGUUAACGAGUCUGUCGCGUACGGAAAUGUCAAUCCCCUCGACUAUGAUGCGUGGGACGGGUAUCUCGGGAACCGCAACCGUACCUUGCAGACGUUGUACAGCAACAACAUCACCAACAAUAUCAUGAUCUCAGGAGACAGUCACGCAAACUGGGUCUCCGACCUUGUUUGGUUGGACACUCAUCCUUAUGACCCCGCGACCGGCGCAGGGGCCAUCGGUGUUGAGUUUGGCGGCACAGCCGUUUCGUCCCCUUCACCUUAUGGCGCAAACAUCUCCAUUGCGCGCAGCGUCCAAGCCAGCCAGUGGCUCGUAGGUGCCAACCGCGAACUGCAAUGGCAAGAGAUCUACUACCGAGGUUACUACGAACUGCACAUCACACAAGAGCAGGUUAGCGCAUACUACUUUGGAAUGCCCACGGUGGUCACCCGCAACCCGAACGAGAUCUCUCUGGCCAAUUUCACCGUCGUCAACGGCGAGAACAGGCUUCAUCGCUUCAAUGGGACAGUCGUGCCCGGUCCUGUGGAGAACGGCUUUGUCAAGUUCGGACACACCAAGCAGACCAAUAUCACCAAUGCGACAGACACGGGACUGUACUUUAUCAGCCACGCGGGACUGGAAGUGCUUUGA
Cladophialophora psammophila CBS 110553 is the source of this 1902-nucleotide messenger RNA. RefSeq names its product alkaline phosphatase. Lineage: Eukaryota; Fungi; Ascomycota; Eurotiomycetes; Chaetothyriales; Herpotrichiellaceae. The coding region runs from base 1 to 1902 and encodes 633 amino acids. The record is from RefSeq and is a predicted model, not a curated record. The transcript is spliced from 3 exons.